Plasmodium malariae is the source of this 26154-nucleotide messenger RNA. RefSeq names its product conserved Plasmodium protein, unknown function. The transcript has a single exon. The coding region runs from base 1 to 26154 and encodes 8717 amino acids. Lineage: Eukaryota; Apicomplexa; Aconoidasida; Haemosporida; Plasmodiidae. The record is from RefSeq and is a predicted model, not a curated record.
AUGGAGCAGGAAGUAGAAGAAAAAUUAGAGCCAAUAAAUUUUAUGUGUAAGAAUGAAAAGUUACAAGAUGAUAUAGAUGAGAAAAAUGGAUCUCAUACGAAAAGAACGGCUUUGUUAUAUAUGAGUAAUGAGGAGGAGAGUUAUUUUUUAACAGAUAUAUAUCCCUUAUUAAAAAGUUAUAUGAAUGAUUGCUCUCCAUGUUAUUAUUAUAGUAAGUCUUUUUUUUUUCGAAAAAACAUAUUAUACCUUUUUUAUUCUAUGAUUCAUAAGUUUAGAAACAUAAAAUACAUCAUUGAAAUUUUUAAUGUUUGUUUAAACCUGAUUAUAAAUGAAAAUGAAGAAUAUCAAUUAAUUUGUAUUGGUAUAAUUUCAGAAAUUUGCAAAUUGCAUAAAAAUGAUCUACUAUUAUUUGAUAUUUAUAAAUAUGUUAAUGUUGUUUCUAUGAAUGUUUUAAAAGUUUUUUAUCGAAAAGUUAUAAGUAAAGUAAAGAGAGGGAAAUUUUUGAAGUCUGCAAUUAAUAUAUAUAGAAAAAGACAUAAAAAAAAAAAGUUCUUACGAAGUUGCAAGGACUCGUUAGAAGUUGUUAGAGAAAUAAUUUUAUCAAAUUACAUAAUAAUAAAUUUAUAUCCGCAAUUGUUAAGCAAUAAUGAAACUUUUAUAAAAAUUUUAAGUAAAAUACUUUCAGUUCUUAAUAUAUUAGACAUUAAAUAUUCCAAGUCUUUCUUUAUAGAAUAUAUUACAUAUUCAAAAGAAUUAAUUUUUAAAGCUGCAUAUAAUUAUCAUUUUCGGAAUUCCUCAUUACUGUUAAACAAUAAUUGUUUAGAAAAUGAAGAUAAGCGGAGAUACUUUUUUUAUCCACAUAAUAUCAAAGGGGAUGUUUACAGUUAUUUAUUUAAUGAUAUAAUUACCUACUCUGAGAAAUCAAAAAUAGGACAAAAUAUUGAAUGUUCUAAAAUGAGUAAUUUUAAUACUGAUAAUUCAAUUAAUCAUAACGAAUAUUUUAAUGAACACAAUGUAUUUGAGGAAAAUCAUAUUAAAAAUUCUUUAUCGAGUGAAUACGUAAGUGGUUAUAACAAUGAGAAAUCAAGUAUCGACAUGUGUACUAGUAUCAGUAAUAAUGAUAAUAUUAAUAAGAAGAUGGGUAUGGGAUACUAUUCCUUUAACAAACACAUAUUAAAUGAUAAUGGAACGAAUACACAAAGCAUCCCAUUUAAUGAUAGUCGUCGUUAUUUCUUGAGAAAUAAAUUAAGGAUAGUAAAAAAGGAAUUUUACAAAUAUAUAGAUUGUGACAUAUUUGAGGUUGAUUUCUGUAAGUUGUCUAAUAUUGUGAACUUAAAAAACAGCGUUAUUUAUAUGUUAUGUUAUUUUUUAAGGAUGAGUACUAGUAGUAAAUAUUUUCAUUAUAAGGAGUUUCUAAUAGAAAAAAUUCUUGAAUUUUUAAAAUAUGAUACAUGUUAUUAUUCAAUGGAAAAGAAAAAGAAAUUUAUUGAAUAUAUUCGGUUUACGUUACACGAAAGUUUUAAGGAAAAUAUAAAAUAUUUUUUAAAAUAUUUUUUAAAUCCGUCUACAUAUGAGAAUUAUUUAAAUUAUAAUAACACUUUUUUAAAUAUACAUGUAUUUAUAUUAAUACAUGAUAUACUUUAUUAUUUUAAAGAUAAAAGUGUAUGGAAUUAUAAUGUAAUAAAAUGUUGUAUAUUUAAUUAUUCAUUUGUUAUUAUGAACAAAAAUAGCUUUAUUUUUAUUCAGAAUAUAUGUGUUAAAUUACUAGUUCACAUAAUUGAAAUACUCUUCAGAAUGAAUAGUAGAAAUGUGUCCUAUUUUUCUCUAUAUUUUGAUAUUUUAAACAUAAUGUUACAUAAGAGCAAUUCAUUAAAAUAUGAAUUGUUUAACCUGUACAACAAAAUAGUGAAAGGUAACAUGAAUGAUAUUGCCGAUUUUAAAAGGCAUAGAAAAAAAGGGAAUACGAACAAAGUUUAUAACAAAGGCAAUAUAAAAAAAAAAGUAAACUAUUUUUAUUCACACAGGAGUUAUGUUAAAUAUUAUUCAGAUGAUGCAUUUUACCCCAUAUUAUUAAGAAAUUCUUUAGAGGAAUCUAGGAAAAAAAAAAAAAAAAAUGUUUUACAAAAAAGUAUUAAUAUGAAAAUUAGCUCAUAUAUGGCAGAUUAUACUUGUAAAGGUGGGGGAAAAAGAAGAAAAAAAAAAGUAAUUGAUAAUAUUUAUUAUAAAAUUGAGGAAAAUCAGGAUGUGAAUGAAUUGUUAAGAGAAUACAAAUAUUUGUUAUAUGCCAUUUUUGCAUGUAUAAAAAAUAAUAUUUUUUAUAUUUAUUUGUUUUUUAAUAAAGAAGCAAUUGUAAAUAAGCAAAAGGAAGAGAAUAGUCAAGAUGUGCAGGAAAAUAAUGAAAACAACUUACAGGACUGUGAAAAACAUGAAAAAUCCAAGGAGGGUGUGCAACAGGACCAUUGUUUGAAUGAAACCAUUGAUGAAGCAAAGAAUGUGUCACUAAAUGAUAAAAAUGAUAAACAUGUAGAUGGAAAAACUUACAAUAAUGAUAGAAAGGCGUCUAAAAAUGGUAAUGACGUAUAUAUAAGGAAACAUAAAAGUAGUGAAAAUAACCUAAAUCGAAAUAGAGAAAAUAUAUUAUUGAACGAAGAUGUAAAAAUGAAUUAUAAUGAAUGUUCUAAUGAGAAUUCCUUGGAUGGGGUUAGUAACGCAUACCUUAAUAUGGAUGAUGUUUCUAAUAAUUUGUACAGUAUGUGUAAAACGUGUAUGAGCAAUAAUGAAAACAAUGGUAAUAAGGGAGAAUUUAGGAAUUUUACUGAUAGCAGGAAUUCUUUUACGCAUAAUCAAUCUUGUUCAAAAUUUUUUUGUGAUAAUAUGAAUAAGAUUAACUAUAACACAGAUAGCAAUGAAUAUAUACCUUUAAAUUUUUUAUCCAAGAAUGAUGAUUUUCUUUUUAAUAGUUACAAUUGCUUAGUUAGGAGUAAAGAAAAUAAAUUUAACCAUAUGAACCGGAAAAGUGAAAAUACAUGUGCCAUUAAAAACAGUUAUACUAGUAGCUAUGCAAUUGAGAAUGAUUUAUCUAACUAUAUGAAUGCUUAUAAUAAUGAAAAUGAAAAGAAGUUGAACAUUAUUAUUUCCAGUUAUAUUCCAGAAAAGGGCAUUUGUUCUAAUUAUGAUAGUAAUAAUUGUAAUAAUGGUAAUUCUAUUAUUACAAAUAAUCAAUAUGAAACUAUUAAUGAUAAAUUCGAAAAUGCAGGGAACAAUAAUUAUGUAUAUGAAAAUAAUAAUUGGAAUAAUUUAAGUACAGAACAAAAUCUUAAUUUUUAUGGUAUGAGUAAUUGCGACCCUAAAUUGAUUGAAGAUGAUAGAUGUGAAAAUAUUAAGAAUAAUGAAAAUGAUUUAAGCGAAAAGUGGUCAGUAAAUAAGGAGAAAAAAAUUGUAAAUGAAGAUGAUACCUUUGAAGACAUGUACGAUAUACAGUAUACUAAUUUUUCAUAUUUGGAAAAUGAGUCCGCUCUUUGUUAUGAACUGAAUGAUGAAUGGCUAAAAAUAAUAUAUAAAAUAUUCUACCGCAUGCUCAUAUGCUCCAUUUUAUUUAAUUCUUGUUUUUCGUUUGUUAGUGUGGUAAAUUUAAAAAUUAAAAGAGAAAGUGUAAAAAGAUGUAUGAAAAUAAAGAUAAUGAAAAUAAGGAAAGCGUGUGAUUCUGCUGAUCUAAAAUUUUGCGGCAGUGGUAGUAAAUAUUCGCACAUUAAUAUGAAUGUUAAUAAUUUUUUAAAAGAAGACAAAACAAAAGUUUUCCAUUGUGUGAAUUAUAUAAAAAGUGAAGAAAAAAAAUUAUUAUACAUGUGUGCCAACAUUCUAAGUUGUUUAAGUCGGAAUAAUUUCCAUGAUUUUAUGAAUUAUUCUAUUGAUAUUUUAUUUAAAUUACUUUUUCAAUAUCCGCAAAUAUUUUAUAUUUUUCAAAUACUUGGUGCGUUGAGCAGUACAAGUUUAUUAUUUUGCAAAGUUUGUUUGAAUUAUUUAAUUAUGAAGAUGAAGAAGUUUCUAAAAAUUAAAAAUAAUUUCAAACCAUUACUUUAUUUUAAUAAAAAUAUGAGAAGUAAAUUGUUAAGGGACAUAUAUUAUUACAAAAUGAUGUAUAAGUUGUGUUCGCCGUACGAAUGUUUAAUUAACGUCUGCGAUACUGAUAAUUCAGAAUCAAGCACAACAUAUAUUCACGAAUCAGCUUCUUGUAAGGAUAAAGGUGCAUAUAGAACAUACAAUUUGAAUAGUGGUAAAUAUUACAAAACUAGAGAGGAUAAGAGGCUAUUAGAUGGUCGGUGUUCUUAUAUUUACAAUGGCAUUAGUGCAAAAAAUGAAUUCAACUUAAUGAGGCAAGGAGGUAUAUAUGCGUUUGAGGGGUUAGUGAAUAAUAAAGAACGUAAAACAAAAAGAAAUAUUUGGAAUAAGAAUGUUCAAGGAAAAAUAUUAAUGUCUUUUCCGAAAAACACAAAAUUGGAUAAUUGUAUACCUUUCAACAAACAGUAUUAUGUAUGUAAUAUAAAGAAGGAAAAAAGAAAAAGGAGAAGAAGACAUGAGCGAAUAUAUAAAUCUGGGAUACCGAUAGAUUAUUUUGAUUCGCACAUUUUAGAAGAAUAUGAAAAUGAAGUAGGUCAUAUGAGCAAUCUUGAAUCGAAUUAUAAAAAUGACGUCUUAUUGAACAAUAUAAACUUGUUUAAAGGAUUUAGAUAUCAUCAUGAAGUAAAUUUUGAGCAUGCGGAUCAAAGUCAAACUAAUAAUUUAGAAUUAGAUUAUUCAAAUGAGGUAAAAAAAAAGAGAAAUACUGAUUAUAUAUUUUGUGACUUAGGAAAACGUGAUAUAAUAAAUCCUACAAAUUUUUUAUUUAUUUAUGAUGGUAAAUUUUUAAACAUAAAUGGCGAAAAGAAAAAAAUUAACAAGUAUAUACAUUACGCACAAUUUAAUAGAAAAAUUUUAAAUUACUAUUUAUCAGAUGAAAAUGAGAGUUGUACUCGUUCACUAUGCAGAUUUAAUUUGCUGAAGAAUAGAAAGAAGGAUAAAAAUAUAUUAAAAAUGCCUGUUACGAACAAUAUGACAAUGUUUGAUAUGAUGAGUGCAAAAAAGUUAAGAAGAAAGAUAGCAAAAAAGAAAAGAAAUUUAACGUCUAAUGAUUAUAUUAGAACAGAUCACCAUAUUAUGGGGUAUAAUUCGUAUUCAAUGAACAAUACAUUUAAUAGUUAUUUGUCAUAUAACGAGUUAACCAUAAAACUUAUGUACUUUAUUUUGACAGUGAUAAAAUAUUACUCUAAUUAUUACGUUCAUUUUAUAAACGAGCUAAAAAUGAUAUGUGAUAUUUGUUUUGACAUAAUUUUGAAAGAUAGUAAGUGCAUUCAAGUGAUUAAUUUAUUAAAAUCUCUCCUUGAGACUAUAUGCUUUGUCACAUUUGCAAAUGAACUUAAAAUGAAUAAUAAAAAUGAAAAGGGACUUAAUUUUCAGCUUGAAACAUUUUUUCAUCCCUAUAAUUUAAACUAUGUUAAACUUAUGAAAUAUAUGAAUACAAACGUGAAUGCGAAAAUGAGUCCAAAUAUGAGUGAAAAUAACAAUUUAAUGGGAAGCCUUUAUAAUAGUGUAUAUGGAUAUCAGAACGUGAACAAUGCAGAGAAGGCUUUUUUAAAUGCGAAUGAGGAUAGAGGUGAGCGUUCGAAUACUCUUCAGAAGGGAAGUAAAAUUACUGAGGAUAUCGGAAAUAACGACAAGUCGUUUAUUGUUGGAAGAAGUGGAAAUAAUUACCUUAAAUAUAAUAAUGAGGGGUGUAAUCAGUUACAAGGGAAUAAGAUAAAUUAUAAGUGUGAUAUAAAGGAAAAUUUUUUAAUUGAUCAUUUUUUAAGCUGGUUUGAAAGGUUAUAUUUAUCUUUUCCAAAAUUAUAUAGGAUGUUAUUUUGCGAAAUGUGCUUACAGUUACCAAUAAAAAACUUUAUGAAUGAACAUUUUCAUAUUUAUAUGAAGUCUUUAAUAGUUUGUUUAAAUUCAAAAAAUAUAAAUAGAAUAAAAAUUGCAUUAAAAUCAAUUGAGCAGAAUGUGUGUACUGUUAAUAACAAUGAUAUAAAAUGUAAUAUUUCUUCUUCUUUUUUUUAUAAAUACAAGAAUGGAAAGAAAUCGUUCAUUUUUACUAAUUUAAUGAAGUUAUUAAAAAAUAAAAUUUCUUUUCAAUUUAACUUUAAUAGCAUAUAUGAACAGAAAUAUUAUUUAAAUGAUUUCUAUAGAAAUUUAUCUAAUAAUUUCCUGUGUAAAAUAGGUGUAAUGCAUAGGAGGAAAUAUCUAUUGGAGGGAGAAGUAAAUAAAUAUUUAAAUAGAGCAUUUGUGGAAAUAUUAUAUACUAUCUUAAGAAUAUAUUGCAAAUUUUACGAAAAUAAUGAAUUAAUUAACAGUUAUUAUUAUGAUAUUAACAAUAAAAGUAAUGUAAAAACAAACUUUAGAAUAGGUUUUUUUUUAAAAAGGCAAAUAAAAGAAAACAGCAAAAAAAGGUGUAUCCAGGAUGUCCAUGUAUGUAGAGAAGCAUUGAAGGAAAUUAAUAGAGGCCUUUAUCGAAAUAAUGAACAAAAGGAGCUCUUGAGUAAUAUAAUAGAAGAAGGUUCAAUGAGAAACACUCUGAUAAAUUUAAAAAUAGAAAACACAUGCUCUAUUGAUAAUAGUAAUAUCAGUAAUUACAAUAUAUCUGAUAAUAACAAGAAGCGAAAAGGCAUAUUACUUGAAGAUGAAAAUGAAAGUACACGUAAUGAAGAGGGAAAAGUAACAAAUAUUAAAACGAAUGAGUAUAUGUACAAUGAAAAAACAAAAAAACAAAAAAAAGAAAAUAUAGAUGAACAGAUCAUUAAUAGUGGAAAUAGAAAAAAGGUCAGAAGAAAGUCAAGUAACGUUGGUCAUGCAAUUAUAAAAGAGGAAAAAAAGAAUGAAAAAAACCUAGAAAACGAACCGUCUGUAAUUUGUAAUGCAAAUAUUGUUGAAGAAGUAAAUUACAAUCAAACAAUACAGAAAAAUAACAACUGCUUGCAUAGGAAUAGUAUGUCAAAUAUAGGAGAAGCUGAAUCAGACAAGAACUGUAGCAGUUCUUGGAAUAAUUUUAAUUUGUUAAAUUUACUCAUGAAUGAUAUUUUUAACAAUAAGUUUGAUAGCGUUAUAAAUCACAUAGAUUUUGAAGAAACGUUAAAUUAUUGUUAUAAAAUUUUGAAGACUACAAUGAAGAGUAAUAAUUCAAAGUAUUUGUAUUAUUAUAAGAAGUCUUCAACAAACCAUUUUAGGGGAAAAUUUUUUAUUAGGAUGCAUGCAGCAACAAAAUUAAGGUGGACAAAAAAGAAAAAGAGGAAGAAGAAGAACAGAAAUAAAAUGUUCCUUUUUUUUAGUUUUAAAAAGCUAAAAAAUGUGAAGAAGAGAAAGAUGUCUGAUGAAAUCAGAGAUGAAAAAGAAAAAGGAUGUAAGAAAAUUAAGGUCAGUUCUGCUGUUAUCGGAAAAGAUACAAGGAACAUUUAUCCAAAUGCUAACGGUGCAAUGAGGAUAGAUAUUUGGAGGAAUGAUAAUAAGGAACAUUGUUUUGAAAGGUUAGAUGAAAGAAGUGAAAAGAAUAAGAACAUAUUUCAAACGCAUUCUGAAAAUAUGAAUAGUCAUCGAAGUGAUUACAACUGUAAGGAUCAAAGAAAUUAUUUAUAUGAUAAAAAAAUGAAAUCAUUUUUUAUACAAAAUACUAAUUUUAAUAAAUAUAAAAGAUUUAUUGAUAAUGAGAAAAUGAAAUAUUUCUGUAAAAGUGAUCUAUGUUUUAAUUGCAUUCAAAGAGAUUUGAGGAUUAAUUGUUACAGGAUAGUAAUUACAAUAUUUAUUUUCAUAUUUGAUCAUGCAAAGUGUAUAUCAGAAUUUUACGAAUAUAUGGUUAAGGUUGGUUCUAUGAAUAAUGAUUUUAAGAAAAGAGACCACAACAACAGUGUUAGUUGUUUAAAUGAUGUUAAUAAGGCAGAAGAAGCAGAUGCUACUGCAUCUACGCAGAAGAAUUUAAGUGGUUGUAAUGUGUUUUUCAAAAAAAGAUAUAGUAAAAGAACUAAUUUAAGAAGGGGAAAGAGUUCAAAAUAUGAAGAUUUCAUAUUUUCUAGCAAAAUAUUUGCAGAAGAUAACGAAUCUGCGCAUAAAAAUUCUAUUUAUGAUGAUACUGCCUUCAGAGAAAAAAUAAAUAGCAUAUGCAGCGAUGAAAAUAAAAGGUAUUCAUUCGAAACGUGUCAAUGCAUAAAGUAUCUAUAUAAAUAUACUUUUAUUUAUAGAGAUAAUAAUAAUAAAUUUAUAAGAAAAUUAAUGUACUGUUUUUUAAUUUUGUUAAUUGAAAUAAAUGAAAAAAGACCAAAGAAGGACGAAAUGGUAGGAUUCAAAAGGAUAGUACGAAAUAAAAAGGAUGAAGGAAAUGUGGGCAUUGAAUCUAUUAGGGAAAAUGAGAACAGAUGUGAAAGCAAUUGUGAUGAUGAUACAUGGAAGGAUAUAUUAAGGCAAAUAGUUAAACAUAUUAUUAGGAGAAUUUCUUUGAUUCUAUCUAAUAGAUUUGUACUAUUGGGAAAAGAAAAUUUUAUUUAUAUGAAGUAUCAUAAUAAUGAAAUGGAUGUAUCAUCAUUUAUUUAUACAUUUUGUAAUUUAAUAGAAUAUCACCCUCAUUUCGUACAAAUUAGUGUGCAAGGUUUAAAAUUUGUGGAAAAGGUUAUAAAAACUGUAUUAAAGGUGCAACCUGUGGAAAUUAAAAAAUGCUUGAAAUCUUGCUUUUUUUCAGAUUUAUGUACGCAUAUAUGUAAUAUAUGUAAUGAGUCAAAAAUCAAGAAGAAAAUUUUUGGUUUAUUAUUAUUAUUAAAAGUCAUUAGAAUUUUGCACCCAUAUUGGGUAAAAUAUAAUAUAUACAGUAUCAUUCAUAUGUUAUUAACUUGUUAUGAAAGAUCAAAAUUGAAAUAUGUCCGAAUUGUACAACUGUUAAUUGAAGAAUGUUUUUCCUUAGUAAUUUCAUCCUUAUAUAUCGGUUACGUUGGUGAAAUUAAUACAUACAUUUUAAAUAACAUAAAGACAGCUGACAACACAUUUGUAGAUGAUGUAAAUAAUUUAUAUACUAGUAACAGCAAUGUUAAUGACAAAGAUUUUAGGCUAUUAAAAUAUGUUAAGAAAGAAACAGUUAACAAAAUAAAAAGUGACGUAGAAAAAAUAAGAGCUUUUUUUGGGACGAAUGAAAAGGCGGCGCAUCGUUGUAGUGAAUCUGAUAAAUUGAAGCUACAUCAUUCGACUGAGACGAAUGAAAAUAAAAACAGUUCCAUAAAGGAUAAACGUUUAUUAAAGGGAACAUGUUUUUGGUAUAAUAAGGAUGAAAUAUACACAUGGGAUAUUCUGACAUUAAGAAAAAAAAAUAAAAGGAAUGAAAAGGAUGUAAGAAAAAUGAGUAAAAUAUUAAUUAACAUAUUAAAAAUAUUUAUUUAUAAUUUAAAUAAAGAACAGAAAGAUAGAUAUUUUAUAAAAAAGGCAUUUGUUAUCGUAGCAAAGAUAGUAAGAUCCGAUGUAAGAGAUUUGUUAACAUAUAAAUAUUGUGAAAAAAAUAAUACAUGUUUGCAGGAUUUAUUCUUGAAGCAUUAUUGUAUUACUAACUUUAGGAAAGCUUCGCUAAAUCGUAAAAUUACUUACGUAGAUAUAUACUGUUUUUUUCUAUCACAGAAACCGUAUAUAAAAUUUGAUUUUAACAUUAUAGGAAAAUUAAUAGAGGAUAUUGUGCAAAUUAUAGAAUGUUUAGGAAAAAAGGAUGAUAACAAUAAUUAUUUCAAUUACAUUCUAAAUGGUAAUAUAGUAAAUAUGUGUCCAAACAAUGGUAUGAAUAUAAAUUUACAUGAACACGAAAAUUUAAAUUUCAUAUAUGAUGAGAAGUUAAACUUUAACUCAAAUGAUAUACUUAAUGAAUUUAAGAAUUUCAGUGCAUGUAAUCUUAAUUUGGAUAAUUGCCCAAAAAUUAUUAAUAAUGCUAAUAUGUUAGAUGGAAAAAAUUAUCCUUAUACUAAUGUACACAGCAGUAAAGACAGCAUGAAUGACAUGGUUUCUAAUAUGUAUAACAGUAAUCUCAAUGAGCAGAAAAGUAAAGAAUUACAAAAUUUAUAUGAAAAAAUAAAAAAAAGGGAUCGUAACUGUUUUUUUCCAACUAAAAUGGAACACUUGACUGGAGGGGAUAAUAAUAAUGAAGAUUAUAACAUAAGUAUAGCUGUAAAUGAAGAAAGGAAUAUGUUAUCAGGUAACAUUGAUAGAAUUUCUAAACAUUUUAAGGAAUAUAUUGAUAAAAAAAAUUACGAAAAUUAUAAUAUGGAUGAUACUAUAAAUUAUAAUGAGCAGAGAGUGAAAAGAAAAGUUCUAAAUUCUUAUUUUUCUUUAUAUUUUAAUAAUAAGUUUUCUGAGUGUACAGAAGGAAACGAUGAAAGAAGUAUGCAUAGAUUUAGUAAAACGCUGAAUAAUAAUUUUGUAAUGGAAAAUAUAAAUAUAGCAGACAACUCUUUAGUAAAUUAUAACAAAGAAGGAAAUGACAAUAUGAUGGAUAAUUUAAUAAAAUGGGAUGACCAUUUUUACACAGAUAUAAAUAGUGAAGUGAGAAAUAGAUCAGAUCUUAAUAAAGAUAGUAUAAACUAUAUGAAUAUUUAUAAUAAUAAUUAUUUUAAUAGAAAUGUAAACAAAGGUACAUCAAAUAAAGAGGAAAUAAUUUAUAAUUAUGUAAAUAAUAAGAAUGUCAAUAACGUAAAUAGUAAUAGUUCUUUUGUAGGAGAAGAACAAUCGAAUUAUAAGAGUAGUUUAAUUUGUGGAAGUGCGCAUGAUCACAAAUUGAACAAUUUUGAAUAUACGAAAACGGAAAAUUUAGGUAACGAUAAUUUAAAUUAUAACGAAAAUAAAUGCAGCUUAACUGAGGAGAAUAGAAAUGUUGAGAUGAAUAUGAAUAACAUAAAUUUAGGUGACAGCCAAAAUAUAAAAUUUAGUAGUAACUAUUACAAUAUUAAUAAUAAUAGGAAAGAUGAGUAUAAAAACUAUUACCAGGACUUUUAUUUAUACUUUAAAGAUAAAGAGGAUAUGCAGUUGAAUCAGGUUAAGACAUUAAUUGACGAGAAAGAGAAACAAAAAUAUAAAGAAUAUACUGGUGUUAGCACUGGAAAUGAAAUAAAAGAAAAUGGAAGUAAGGAAUAUAUAAAGAAUUUAUUAGAAAAGGAGCAAUUUGUAAAUGAGGAAAUUGCAGAGGAGCAAUUUAUGAGGAAGCAAUUUUUAAGAGAAGAUUAUAACAUUGUUAUUGAAUUUUUUAUGUAUUUUAUGAUGUUCGUAAGAAUUUAUUAUUCUCAUCCGCUGUAUAAGUAUUUAUUGCCAGUAGUGAAUUCAGUGACAUGUGAGAAGCACAUAUAUCUAUACAAUCGUUGUAUACACAUAUUGCUUAAUUUUUUAUUUAGCAAAGAGAAAGAAUUAUGUGUUAGGGCAGAAGAGAUCUUAUUUUAUUUAAUAAGAAACGAUGAGCAGGAAAAGGAUUUAAGAAAGAAUGAAAAUACGAAUAUAAUGAGAAAGGAAGACAUUAAAUCUAAAGUUGUGAAAAAUAAUACAAAUAAUGCAGAAUUAACAAGAGGUGUAAAAAGAUUAGAAGCAAAUUAUCCAAGUGGUAACAAUACAAAAAAUAAUAUUUCAGUGGAUAGAAAUGUUUUUAAAAAUGAUGGUAGGUUUAGUAGUUCGAAAUUAGUAAAUAUAAACAGAACUUUUUUAAAUAUUUGGAAAUUGAAUAAGAGUGAUUUAAAAUUAUAUUUGAAGUCUAUUUUAUGUAAUUUAUCAUAUGCCUUAAAAAAAAAAUGUUAUCCGCUGAGUAAAAAUUUUAUUGUUGGUCUUAGUAAAAUAUACUGCCUAUUUCCUUAUCUCUUCUCUUCAUAUUUAUUGCAAGGGUUUGUUAAGUACAUAGAGCUAUUUAAUGAAAAAGGUGCAUAUGAUAAAAGUGAUAGCAAAGAUGUGGAGCAAAUAAUGGCAAUUUUUUAUAACUUUUUUAGUAUAGCCAAAUUGACUUAUGAUCAAUUUAGGGAUAUAGUUGAUUUGUUAUUAAGCAUUCAUAAGCGUGUAAAAAAAGGAGGUACUCUUUCUAUAAAUUAUUUGAACGAGUCGAAGAAAACAAUGGAACAUGAAAGGAGUUAUGGUAGCGGUUUGAUAUUUAAUGAAAAUAGGUUUAGUAACAUUAGUGAAACUAUUGCAGAUGAAUACCGCUCCAUUUUCGAUAACGGUAAUGUUGAUAGAGAUCGAAAUGUAUGUGCUGAAUUGUGUUUUAAGGGAAAUAAUUACCAUACCAACAAUAAUGGAAUUAACACAGGCAUGUUCGAAAUGAGGAACGAUAUGUGCAAAAGUGUUAAUAGUUGCAUAGGAAAUGAUGUAGAUAAUAAUACGAAUACAUAUAAGGAAAGAAGUGUAUUAGAAUAUUUCAUUGCGAAUAAUAAUAAUAGCCGUAUUGGAAUAAAUAGUUUUUAUAAGUACAGUUUAAGCUUGUUGUGUUGUAACAAUUACGAACAUGCUUUUAUGUAUUUUAUGAAUUCUAGACAAAACUACAAUUUGUUUUCAUGUUUUGUGUCCGUAUUAAAUUUAAAACAUUUAACUGGAUUAAGAAAAUACAUUUUUAAUAAUUUUAAUUUCCUUACUAGUAUUCUAUUAAGAUAUAUUUCUAAUGUUAGAACAAAUGCAGUUUUGUUAAAUGUAUUUAGUAUAUAUUCUUUUAGUAUAAAUGAUGAACUAAUUAAAGAAAUUAUCACUCUUGAUAAUUCCCAGUUGAAUGAUUUUAUUUACAAAAACGUUGAAAUGAAUUUGGAAAAAAAAAGCAUAUUAUACUUGCGAGAGGGUUUAGAGAUUCUUAUUGAGAAAUCUGGUGAAGAAGAAGAUAAGGAAGGUUAUUUCAAUGGGAAAGGUCAAUCUAUUAAUUCAUCUCUUUUUAUUAAUAACAAAUUUAUAUAUAAUUUAUUCUGUGUUAUAAAUGUCGUUCACGUUUUAGUAAAACAUGAACCUUCUUACAUUUAUAUGAAUUUUUAUGAAGAAAGAAUUAAAAGAAAUAAAACAAGUAUAAUUGAAAUAUUGUAUGUAUGUGUGUGUUAUAUGAUUAGUCAAUAUUUAUUUUUGGAGGAUAAUAAUUUCUAUCUCUUUUUGAAUAAUAAUGAGUGCAAAAAAUGUGUUAAAAUAUUUAUAAUUUUCUUCCAUUUUUCUGGGGAUUUACAUAAAUACGUAAACUUAGAUGCUUUAAAUGUAUCAAAUGGUGAAGUUGAAAAGGAUGUACCUAAAACGUUAGGAAGAAAUAACAAUGGGUAUAAACGGAAUGCAUUCGAUAGUAUGGAAAAUAACAAGUAUUUAUUUUUUUUGAGGACUAAUAUGUUUAUUAUGCUAUCUUUUAUUAUAUGUACAAGUAGAAAUAUAAAUUUCAGUUAUUUAAUUAAAUUUUUUAGAAAACAUGCAAUGAGAAAUUUAUCAUUCAGAGAAAAACGAUUUUUGUUUUUUACUGUUAUACAUAUUUUGCAUAACUUUAAUUUUUCAAUUCUAAGAAAAUUUUAUGAAACAUCUGUGAGAUUUAUAAUUACACCAAUAUUAGAAGAAUAUAUCCGGAUUAUUGAAAAUAUAGAAUAUAUAAUUUUUCAGGAUGCUGAAAAUAGGUUAAUAAAUACACAUGAUAGGGAGAACACAAAUGGUUUGAAUAAAAACGGCAUUUUUAUGAUUUUUCUUGCCAAACUGUUUUCCGAUUCUUAUAUUAAUUGUUUUAACAAUUUUAAUACUAAAGUAGAGAAGGUGAAUAGUAAUAAAUGGAAGAAUAUAUAUAACCGGGACUAUGCAGAAAAUAAUCGUGAAGAUAUUUCUUUGAAUAAUAAAGACUCAAAUAAUGGUAGGAUUUAUUAUAACAAUGGAUUUAGUAAUAAUAAUAGCAUUAAAUGUCGUAAUUAUGAUGUGUAUGUAGAUAUAAGACAUAGGGAAGAGCAUAAUGGUGCAAAUUUAAAGUAUAAUAACGCAUACGGGAAUAUAUAUUGGAAUAAUAAGUACACUACAAUAAGGCCCAUUAGGAAUGAGGAGAAUAGUUCUUUUAUAUAUAAGUUGAAUGACAACACAAAUCCAUCAACAGUGAAUAAUGAUUAUUGUUUAUUUCAUAUGUCAGUAUUUAGAGGAGAAAACAAUAUUAGAUUUUACCCUUUUUAUAGUUAUAAUUUAUUUUUUAAUACAAAUGAAAUUGCGUACACUUUAAAAGCUUUACUAGAUUAUAGAGGUCGUUGUAUGGAAACAAUUGCAAAUAAAUUAAUUAUAUGUAGUUUGCUUAUAGAUAUUGUAAGAAAAGUGAAAUGCAAAAGAAAUAGACGUUUGUUAUUUAUUUAUGUGAGAAAAAUUAAUAAGAAGUUUAUUUAUUCUCCUUCAGAAUAUAUAAAGCAGUUGAGCAUUCGAAAUAUAAUUAGUAUUUAUAAAUAUUACUUUAGUAAUAGAAUAAGUGAUUUGAGAAAGAUUUAUCCUUAUUUAAUAUUUAGCUAUAAAAAUGAAGAAGAAAAUUUAAUCAGAACAAAUUUGGAAGAGUUGAAAAAUUUAAUUACUUUGCGUAGUGUGCAAAAUAGGAAUAUUUCGUAUAAAAGUAAGAUUUGGCAAUGUUAUAAAAAAAGAAAUUAUUUAAAUUAUUUUUAUUUUAACGAAUUUAGAAGAAAUAAUAGAAUAAUGGACAAUAAAGAACAAAAUGAUUUAUACAGCUAUUAUAAGAAUAUUUAUUUGUAUAAUGCGGGUAAUUACACACGAAAUUUAUAUCAUUAUGUGUUCAAAAAUAACAGUUUAAAAUGUUAUGACUUGUUUAAUCAUAGAAACUUCGUUAUUAACCUUAUAAAAAGGGAUGGAAGUAUUUUAAAUAAAUUACACAUAUUAGAAUUUUUGUUAGAAUAUAAGUAUGAUUUUUUUAAUAUAUACCCAUACGUAAUAGCUUCAAUUUUGAAGAAUUUCAAAAAAUUUACCGAUAAUAUACAUAUUAAUAGUACAAAGAAGCAUUUUUUAAUAUUUUCCUUAAAAGCUGUACUUGAAUUAAUAAAAUUCAAUAUUUUUUGCAGCUGCGUGAAUGAUUUGUUUUAUAUAAAGAAUAACAGAGUUGUGUUAAAAAAGUUCAAUAAUGUCGAAAAUAUAGAAGCAGAUAAUAAAACAGAAAUAGCUUAUUGUUUUGAGAAAGGAAGCUCCAAUGGACAUGUUGACACAACUAUGGUAAGUUACAAACUGAGGGAACGAAAGCGGAACACCAUGUUGAAUUGCAAUAAUAAUAAAAAAAAAAUUUCAUCUUGUUACGAGAAAGGAGGACAAACCGUUCAUGAAAAUAAUGUAGGAAAAUGCAAAAAUGGAUAUUACAAAAAAAACAAAACAUUAGCUCAAUUAACAGAUGCAAUGUAUAAUUAUUAUAUGAAAACUAUAAAUGAUGAUAAAAGACAGAUUUUUCUUAUCGGUAUUGUCAAUGUAAUUAAAAAGUACAAAUACAUAAGUGUUAAUUUUAGUAUUUUGAAUGUUUUUACGAAUAUGAUUAUUUCUUUUUUAAUACAAAAUGGAAAUGAGUUACAUGAAAAAGAUGUAAGGAAUAGAAUUCUUGUUAUCCUUGAGGAUAUAUUAAGAAUUAAGGAUAAUGUAAAGAUUAAGUAUUUGGAUAUGUAUAAGGUGCUGAUGAGUUUUUAUCAGUUAAAAUGUUCCAAAAAGGAGCGUUUUAGAAAAAAAAAAAGUGUAAUAAACAGUGUCGAAGAGAAUGUUAAUAAUAUGAAGAGUUUAUCUUUAAGUAUUAACCAGGUUGAUACUCAGAAUGACGAAAAUAAAAAUGGCAUAAAUAAAAAUGAAAAGAAUAAGAAUAACGAUGUAGUAACAGGGAAUGUUUUUGAAACUAAUAAUUAUAAUAAAGAUGGACAGUAUAAUACUCAAAAUAACAAUGAUUCAUUUAAGUUAAAUAAUUACAAUAAGGAAGAAUUAAAUGUACUUUCACAUGACACUGGAGGAGUGGACCAUUUAAACAAACGUCCUUUUACUAGAAGGGUGUCAUGUGAAUUGAAAAAUAUGGAGAACCUUUUGAGCAUGUGUUCCAUGGAUAACACAAUGAAGUUGGAAAAAAGUAAUUAUAUGAAAAGUGACGCAACUAGGAAUAAUGUGAUAGAAGGAGACUCUAAUUUUAAUGUUAAUGAUUGUAAUAGAAUAAAUAAUAAUCAAAUAACAAUUAUUAAUAAUUCAUAUACAUUUAGUGAUAUAAAUAAGGGAAAAAUUAUUAGUGAGAAAAUUACUAAUGAGGAGAAAAGUGUUAAUGGGAAAAUUACGAAUAAGAAUUACAUAAAUAAACUCGAAUGUAUUUGUGAAAUAACGAACAAACGAUACGAUAAGUAUAUUAUAAAAACCAUUUAUAUGAUAUUAGAAGUGCUCUUCAAAUAUGUAAAUAAAAGGAAUAUUUGCAAAAAUUUACAUAUGUUAAGUUGUAUUUUCUGCUUACUAAUAAAUUCUAAUAAUGUGAAGAUUCAACAGGCAAUUCUUUUUUUAAUUCAUCACAUAAUAUUAUCACAUAAUUUACUUAUGCCAACUUUUAUUAAUAUAUUAAAUAACUGUGAUAUUAAGGAACAAAAGCGUAGAAAAGAUAAAUGUUCCCACUUUAUUUUUGAUAGAAGUUUUGAAAGGGAAGAAAAUAUAUGUAAGAAAAUUGAGUUUUUACAUGAAAUGUUAAUAUACAUUUGUCUUAAUGGAAUGGAUGAAUAUAAGAUGACAAAGGUGUAUUAUGUAAAUAAUGUGCUAUUUGUUAAUGUGAAAUUAGAAACAAGCCUAAGCAUAUUUGGGCUUUUCUGUCAAAUUCAUAGUAGGAACAUAUCAAAACAGUAUGAAGAUUUAAUUAGAUUUCUUUUAUUGCAAUUCUUAAGUAAGUUAAAGUGUAUAGCACGCUAUUGCUUUCAGAAAAAGAGAAAAUUAAUAGUUCUCAAACAGUUAAUAUUUUUAAUAAAUAUGAACAUACAUUUACUCGAAAUGAAAAAUGUAUUAUACUUUUUUGAGAUAUUACAAUUAUUACUACAAAUGGAGCGUAAAAAUUGUUCAAACUUUAACUUGUUCAUUUUAAACAUUAUUGAGAACCAUAUAACAAAUGUAUACUCUGCUGGUGAUGGAAGCUUAUAUAAAUGUUCCUCUAAUGUAAGUUCUGCUGAUAUGUCUUGUUCUUCUUCUUUUGACGAAGAUGAGGAGAAUAGAUUAAGUAAAAGAAUGGAAAUGAAAAAAAUAAUAAAUGAAUUAAACGGAAAAACGAGGAAAAUGUUUGAGGCUAGCCAUUACAUAAAGUACAUAAAUAGUAUGCAUACAAAAAAUUGUAACUUGCGUAUUUAUAUGUAUAAUUAUAAAAUCUUAAAUAGGUAUCAUUUUUCGAAGGAUAGGGUAAGAUAUGAAAAAAGAAGGAAAAGUAUGCUAUACAGAGAAGUACUUCAUAAAAAAAAGAAUAGUAGAAAGAAUAAUAAUAAUAACUUAUGUACACAUUAUUUACAUAAAAGGGUAAGUGAAAACUGUGCUAUACUUAAGAAUAGCUGUGAAAAUGCAGUUCCUAUUAGUUGUAAAAAAGAUAAUAAAAGGAAAAUACUCAUGAAUAAUGAAGAUGGUAAAAAAAAUACAAAUAAAGGGAUAAGAAAAAGAUAUUGCAAAAGAAUAAAAUUUUAUGAUAAUUUAUAUGAAAGAAGUAUUAUUGAGGAAGUUUUAUGUAAGGAUAUAUUUUUAUUGAGGAAGAGAAAAAAAUUGAAAAAGAUCAUAUAUAAUGAAAAUGAGAACUUACGUAUAAAUUUAUCUUCUGAAGAGAAGGCUUCUAUAAUAAGUAAAUUAAUUAUUUUUGACUAUUCUGAUGACUAUUUUUGUUACGUAAAAUAUUAUGACAUAUUGUUGCAUUUUAUUAAAAAGGAAAAGGAAAAGUAUGUUGAUAAGUUUCAUUUUAUUGACAUGAAAAAUAAGUUCUUAAGUUAUCUUUUACCAAAUAUUCUAAGAGGGACAUUUUCUUUCUUUCCAAAAAUUAAACAUGCAUGUAUACAAAUUUUUCAGAAAUAUUUCUUAUACAACGACCUGUUUGAAACUAUAUGUUUCUUAUUUAGGAAUGAUUAUUUUAAAUACAUUAUUGACAAGUAUUUUAUAUCCCUUUUUUUACAUAUUUUAUUUUCGUUUUUUAAGCAUAAUGUUGAUACAUAUGUUUGUAUAGAAAAUCAAACCCAAGGAUUGGUUCCAUUUUUGUGUAAGAAGAAAAAUGAAAAAAGUGAAAAAAAUUUAAAAAAUGAAACUAAAAGAAAUAGACAUGUUCUCAAAACACAAAGUUUUGAUAGUAAUACGAACAACAUGAAGAACAAUUCUAAAAUUAAGAAAAAUAAUAUAGCAGAAAAAAGGGAUGUUGAAAUUAAUACAGAAAACUAUAAUGAUGAUUUUAAUAGUUGGAAAUAUUAUUUAACAAAAUACUGCAUAGAGCAACAACUUUUUAUAAAUAGAUGCAAAGAAAAGUUCGUUAAAGCCAAAUAUUUAUUUAAACCUAUAUUAAGUUUAGUGAGUAUUUUUAAGGAUUAUUGUAGAUACAUGUGGAUUGAAAUUUUUCCUCAACUUUUUAAUAUUUUAAGUAACCAACAAAUUAAUCGUUUGAAUUUUUGUAUUGUACAGUUUCUUUAUAAUUACAUUAGAAUUUAUGAAUCGUUCGCAAACUAUUAUAAAGCUAGUAACUCAAGAAAUGAAGGAGAAACCAUUUCUAAAUUUAGUACGUGUUGGAAUAAUAACAAAAUAUACCAGAAUAAUGUGUUUGCAAAUGACUAUAAAAUUAACGUAUUAGAAACCACGCUGACAUGUGUAUUUAAGAUUAACCUUAUGUUAUAUAUCCCCACGGAAAUUAUUUUUUAUUGUGCGAAGAAUUUUUGCACAUAUGAAAUUUCGAAGUGCAUGUUGCAGAUAUUAUUAUUUUCCCAUAUGAGGAGAAUAAGGAAGUUUGAAAGCAGGAGUGAAGUUCAAAACGCGUAUGAUGUUGAAAAUGGGCAGGAAACUCAAAAUAGGAAACAGAAUAGAAAUAAGAAGCCUUGUGAAACGAAGGAUCAAAGUGAAAGUAAGAAGGAGAAUAUGUUGGCUAUAAGUACGAAACAGUUAGGUACAAUAGAUGAAAAUAACGAAUAUCUGGUGAAGAAAAACUAUAAUACUUGUAAACAUAUCAUCAAUUUUUUAUUAGAAAUAAAUAGUUCUUUAAACGAAUAUGAUAAUGUGUACGCUUUAAGAAAAUACUAUGUAAGGAAUAAUGAAUUAUCAAACACUUUAUUCUUUAACCAUUAUAAUCUUUAUUACAAAAACGAAUAUUCUUAUCUAAAACAUUUCAUUAAUUAUGAAAAUUUACAUUUAACAAAAGAAGAAGUAAACAUUAAUAAAAUAAAUUGGAUGGAUAGUUUGAAUUAUUUUAAUAAUGUAACAUCUAUUGAGAGUUAUAUGAAAUUAACCGAUUUAAAGGAAAGAAAAAAUAUUUAUAACUCUACAGCUAUUGAUUUGAGUGGGGGUAUGUCGAUUUCGAAAAAAAAAAAGGAAAAAACUACUGUUUUUUUGAAUUGCAAUUAUGAAUCGUUAAGAAGUAACUAUAUAACAAAUUUAGAUAAGGUUUAUAGUAUAAUAAAUGAUAAUUUAAAAUGUAUGCAAGUAGAUAAAAAAAUGGAGGUUAUAAAUAUAGAGUGUAGUAGUGAAGAAAAAAAGGAUAUAACAACAAAAAUACCACUGGUAGAUGAACAGGUAGGAGGUAAGUCGAUAAACGGAGAAAAUGAUACCUGUGUGAAAAUUGUCGAGAAAGAAAAAAAUGCAAAAGUUGAUAAAGGAAAUUUGAAAAAAAGAAAUGUAAAUGCGAAAAGCAGAAAGAGUGGAAGAAAUUGUUUAAACAGUUUAACAUCUAAUAAAAGAGAUAACGGAAAAAUUCAAACAACUAUUGAUGAUUACUUUAAGAGUGAUAAAAACAGUUUAAAAGUACAAACGUGUGUGGAUACUAAAAACAAUGACGAUAAUAACAAGAAUGAAAAUGACAUGGUUGAUAAGAAAGAUGAGAUCUGUGAUAAAGUUAAGGAUCUCCCAAAUAAUGGGAAUGAAAAUGAGAUUUGCAUCAAUCAUAAUAAUAAGAAUGUUUGUACCAACAAUAACUAUUUAGCCUGCAUAAAUGAGUUGAGCGCCCUGGAAAAUAUAUGUUGUGGUGGAAGUGAUUGUAUGAACAAUAUUGCGCAUUUAUACUUAGAGAAAAUAAUUGAUAAGUUAAAAGAAAAUAAUGACAUAAUUAUUGAGAAUAUAUGUUAUAAUGAACAUAAUGGGAUUGAUGAAAUAGAUACAGGGAAGAAUGAAUUGUGGAAAAUUAAUUCUGGGCAUAAAGAUAUGUUAUGUAAAGAAGAAAAUAAAGUCUUAUAUAACAUGAAUAAACAGGGUAACACACUCCUAAUGAGAAAAUUAAAAUUUGAUUUGAAGAGUAAACAUAUAAAAAGAGUUAAAGAUAACAUAAAUGAUGGAAUGAGUUUAUUACUUAAUAAAGUUAGGCAAUUAUUAAUUUAUAAAAAUAGUAACAUGAGUAUUUUAUGUGCACAUGCAGAAUUAUUUGAACAUGCAAGAACAAGUAUAGAAAUUAUAAAAGAAUAUUCUAUAAAUAGAAAAAAUACAGAAAAAGAAGAAAAAGAAAUAAAAUUAAUAUACCUAUUACAUAACUUAUUUAAUAUUUGCAAUAAAGACAAAAGUAUUUAUUUUUAUGAAGAUAUUAACAAUAUGAAAUAUGAUUAUCUGUGGAAAGUUCUUUUUUUAAAAAUUUGCAAAAUAUUUAUGGAGAACUGUGGUUUGCUUUCCGUAUGUAAUAAUGGAAGUGUAGAAAAUUCAAAAAAGAAAAACAGUUAUCGCGCGUUAUGUCAUAUUAAAAAUAUGAGAAAAAUGAAUAUUAUGUCCUACAGUUAUUUUCACAAAAUUUAUGAGAAUUUUAUAAAUUAUAAUAAUAAUACAUCCGAUGCGAAAGGAAAUUAUAUGUAUAAGAUAGAAAUAAUAAAAAUGAAUUUAAAAAAAUUAAUUAAGAGUAACAUCUGUAGCAACACUUAUAAUAUACCAUAUAAUAUGCUUGAAAAAUACAGUACAGUGUGUGAUGAAACUGAUUUGUGUAGUAAAAAGAACUAUCACAGAAAAGAAAGAAGAGUAAACAUAUUUCAUGAGGAAAAUUUUAUGUAUAUUACAAAUAUGGAAUAUGAGUAUUUUAACAUAUGUAUUAACCUUAAAAAAUUAGAAAAAAAUAAUUUUCUUCUUAGGGUAGUGAAGAAAUUGAAAUGUUAUAUUAAUUCAUUAAAUCUUAUUAACACUUUUAAUUUUGAUUCCUUGCCAAUUGUUAAUUAUGAGAAGUUUAGAAGUGAGUUUUUUUAUAUGAAAGGAAGAAUUCUAUGUAACAUGAAUAAGAUUAUUUUAUUUUUGUAUAGAAAUAACUUUAUUGAAAAAAGUACUAAAUCAAAAUGUGUGGGUUGCAAGAACGUGAAUAAGGGUAGCACGAGGGGAGACGUUGGAAAUGAAAUAAUAAAUAUUAAGAAUGUUAUUCAAGGUGAAAAUAGCUCCAAAAUGAAGAAGAUCGAUGAAUGUAACAAUGCCAAUGUAGAUAGGAGCAAAAAUAAUGGUAAUAGUAAUAGUAAUAAUAAUGAAAAUAGCGAAAAUGCUAAUAAGAAUGACGACAGUAAUAACAAUGCCAGUAAUAAGAUGGGGGUUCACAAUAAAAAUCCAUUGGGGGAGAAAGAGGAACAUAUAAAUAGUAACACAUUUAUGGAAAAAAAUGAAGAGCAGACUAAUAAUAAAAACGUAAAAAGAAGGAGAAGAAACAAGAAAUUUCAAAAAUUAAAUAAUGAAAACGUAGAUGAGAAUGAGAACAAAAAUGUGAUAUUAGAUAAUAAUCAGUUUUGCCAGAAGGAAACUAACAACGGAAAGGAAGAAAAUAAAGAGAAACAGAAAAAAAGAGUUAAAACAGGAAAUAAAAAAAAACAACAAACGAAAGAUAAUGUCGAUUUUACUUGCAAAUGUGAUAAAAAAAAAUAUUAUACUUUUGAUAGAAAUUUAAUUGAAGAAUGCUUCCUUACAUCAUUAAAAAUGUACCCACUUAAGAAUAAUUCGUGGAUUGUGUGGGCAGAUUACUGUAAUAAAACUUUUAAGGAGAACAAAAAUACAACAUUUUUUUUAAGUUCAUUAAUUUCUUAUCUAAUUUACUCAAGUUUGAAUAUACAUAAAGCAUUCUACUACUUAAGUAACGUAUUUUAUAUGUUAAAUUAUAAUAAGAACGACAAUUCGAUAAUUCAGACGUUCAAUAAAUACAGCGAUAACAUAUCCCCAAAUAUCUGGUUAUUCUAUCUACCUUUCUUAAUGAACAAUGUAAAUGUGAAAGGGGAAAAUUAUUUAUAUUUUCAUAAAAUUUUUUAUGUUUUAAUGCGUAAAUUUCCACAGGAUAUAUUUUAUGACUUCAGAACUCUUCAUAUAGAUAGAAAGGACAAAUUAUAUUAUUUGAAUGAAAUUAACAAAAAAAUAGGAAUAAAAAGUAAUUCAUUGUUAAUUAGAAAUAGUUAUAAUAUUUUGAAAAAUACAAAUAAGAAAAAUUGUGAAAAGAAUAAAUUCGAAAUUCCUAAUAUUAAACUGUCAAAUGAGAAAGAAAAAAGGAGUUCUCACAAAUAUCAAAAUGAUUCCAUUGAAAAUGUUAAGAGCAGUGCCACUCAAAUGUUAUAUAUUAACACAGAAGAGGAUAAGGUAUGCAAUGUUCAGAAUAUGAAAACGUGCAAUAUAACGAAUCAUAAAAAUAUGGGCAUAUUCAAUGUACCUACUGAAAAUAAUAACAGAGGAACUUGCACAAAUUGUGUCAGUAGCAAUAAUGGAGAUAGUGCAAUUAGUAUAAGGAAUAAUGGACAAAUUAUGAUGCAGAAAAUGAAUAUGGUAGAUUUUGGUGCAAAUAGUACUAAUAGGAAAACCCAAAUGGGUGUAAAUAAUACAGAACUAACUGAUGUAAUAUGUAUGAACACUAGUGCAAACUCUGUUUCGAAUGAUGUCGCGAAUAUUAGCACGAUUAAUACUGCUGCUACACGUAGUACAAAUGAAUACACAUAUUCUCAUUUAUUCAAAGACGGCUUUGAUCAAUUAUUGAAUAUAUAUAAGUGCAAGCACUCGGAUAUUUUUUUAUCGUUGGAUCAUAUAUGCAACGAAAUUUUGAAUUACACCAGAUUUCAGGCGCAUGAGGAAACCUUUCAUUUUGUAAAUAAUUUAUUUAAUCAGUGUAUGGAAUUUUCAUAUUCUCAAAUACAUGUAUCUAAAAUUAUUCAAAAAUUCACAGAAAAACAUAUUAUGUAUAAGCGAUAUAAGGAAAAAAUAAAAAAAAAUUAUAUAACUAGUAGAAAGUAUACUACGGUGAUUAAAAGAAUGAAUAUAUUUUGGAGAGAAUUUAAAAAGGAUCUGAAAUAUUUAAAAAAAAACGCGCGUAUUGAAAAGAUUAUAAAUACAAAAAAAGAUAAGGGAGUAAAAUCGAAAUUAUUUGAAGGUCAGAGAAGGAAAGAAAAAACAGAUAUGGAUAAUUUAAAGAAUGUUAAAAUAAAUGAGAAUCAGUAUAAAGGUAGUUUCUUUUCAUUAGGUAUUUUCACAAAUUUUGUCAAGAAAUGGAAGGAUAUGCUUUUUAUAAUUAUUUAUUCAUUAAAAGAAAAUCAACAUUUAGAGGAUUUCUCAUAUUCCUUAUAUGAUAUGUUUUCAACUUUACCUGUAAAAGUUGAACUACCUGGACAAAGAUUGAAAUAUAUAGGAGAAUUCUUAAAUUAUCACUGUAAUUUAAACCUAUUUGUUCCUACGAAUAUUAUCAAAUUAAACUCGUCCAUUCUUUCUACUGUUCGAAACAAUUACUUUUUGAAUAAAAUUAGUUUAUUAACAAGUGAUGGAAAUAUUUAUUAUUACACAAUACAACCAUGCAAAUUUAUUCGUUACAAAUCAGAACAUAAAUUUAUGUUAUUUCAAAUUUUGUUAAAUAAUAUAAUGUUUAAGUUUGCACACACAAGAAAGAGAGGUUUAUCACUUAAAAUAAACAUAAAUACUCCGUUACAUCCUUCUUUUAGAUUAAUGGAUGAAUCUACUGAAGAUAUUACGCUGAAGGAACUUUAUAAUGAUUAUGCACUGGUCGUCAAAAAAGAAAAAUAUUCCAUGGAUAAUAUAUUAAUGAAUCACAGAAAUCUCAUCAAAAAUACAAUUCGCACGUUUUUGAUAAAUAAAAUUGUAUCCUUACUUGAAGAAGAAAGGGAAAAAAUUGAUAAAUGUGUAAAGGUUGAAAAUGUUAAAAACAGCGAGCAAAAUAAGGAGCAAAAUAACGAGCAAAUUAAGACGAAGAACAACUCACCUAGGAGGAAAAAUGAAAAAAAGGGUCUAGUACAACUGAAGACUAUUAAUAAUGAUGAAACCAAUAGAUGUAAGAGGGGAAUAACAUCAAAAAUUGAUACAAUGGAGGAAAAAACUUGCAAAGGUAGCGAAAAAAUAAUAAAUGCGAGUAAUUCUAGUGUCUGUAACACAUAUGAAAAUGGAGAAAUCUUACGAGACAUACGUUAUAUGAAUUAUGGUUCAUUAUCUUAUGAAGAAUUAAUAUACUUUUUAAGUAAAAAUGAGUGGUUUUCUGAGGUCUUUAAGGAAUGUGAAAGGAAAAGCUUAAAAAAACAUUUUAGAGAUAUUUGUAAAAUGGUACCCAGGAAUAUAAUGAGAAGUUACUUUUAUUCUAUUCAGAAUAACUUGGAAAGUUAUUAUAUCUUGAAUAAUCAAUUUGUUAGGAGUUAUUCACUAUUGUGUAUGUUAAAUUAUAUAUUCUUUAGGUUACAUAUAUCUUUAGAUAAAAUACUUUUGUCGAAGCGUUCAGGUAGAACUACGUAUUUUGAAGGAAAACCUUUAUAUAUGGAUUUAGCAAUCGCAAAAGGAGUGUACAGAAAAAUCCCAUUUAGACUAACAAGAAAUAUUCAAGAGUUUAUAGGUUUCGAAGGGUUAAGAGGUUCUUUCCCUUCUAAUUUUUAUGCAGCAGUUAUGGCUUUAAAGAAAAAUAGUAGUUAUAUAAAAAACUUUUUAAAUCUAACUAUUUUGGAUGAUUUCCUUUCGAUACAUAUUUAUAAGGAGAGUCGAAAGAUUUUGCAAAAAAGAUCAACCAAAAAACAUGAAGAGAAAUUGAACGCAUACAUAAAUUCAUUUUAUAUAGGAGAUUUAGAAAAAAGAAAAAUUUUAAAGAAUGCUGAAGAGUAUGUAAGUAGCAUAUGUUAUCGAAUUCUAUUUCUAUAUAAAAACAGAUUGGAGAGUAGAAAAAGCACAUCAGUAUUAAAAACCGGAGAUAGUAAAAAGGAGACAGAUAUAAAUGUAUAUGAAUACUGUUCAGAUUUACAAGAUAUAUCAUUUUCAGAAAUAUCAUCGGAUAAUAAUUCUGAAGAUUUAAGUAUUAAGGAAGAUACAAAUGUGAAAAAUGUGAAAAAAACGAAUCAAAAAAGGAGUAGGAAAAAAAAAGAAUUACAACCCAAAUUAUUGAAGGAAGCGUGUGACAAUAAUAGUGAAGUCACUCAAAAUAUAAAAAGUACUGUCUUAAAAGAUAAAAUAGAUAAUAACAAAAACACAGUUGAAGUGGGUAACAAUAUUCCAAAUAUUGAAAAUAGACAAACGAAUAAAAAAUCACAAAGUCAUGCACUUGUCGCAGAUAAGGAAACAAAUAACGAAUCAAAUGCAAAGAAUAACACUUAUCAUAAUAGUAAGCAGAAAAGAAAAGUUAGAACAAAUAAAACUGCAGAGAAAAAACAAAACAAUGAAGAACUAAAGCAUGUAGAACGCAUGUUAGAACAAAAAAAGUUAGAACAUAUUAGUAGCAAAAAUAUUAAGAAUAAUAAAUUAAAUGAUGUUGAACAUACGAGCAAUGAAGAGACCUUUACAGAAAACUGCCAAAUGGGAAAUAGGGAUGCUGAAAAUACUACAGGGAAAUGUUACGAAGAUAAUGAUGUUGUCAUUGAAAGCAUUCAGCAAAAUAUGAAUCACAAAAUAACAGAAAAAAAAUACAUUCAGCAUGUAAACAAUUCUGUAAUAGAUUUAAUGGAAAUAUCUAUGAAUAAAAAAUACUUAAAAAAUAUGAAAGGAACGUGGUUUCCGUGGUUUUAA